This is a messenger RNA of Opisthorchis viverrini, 405 nucleotides long. RefSeq lists its product as hypothetical. The transcript has 3 exons. The record is from RefSeq and is a predicted model, not a curated record. NCBI's taxonomy places the organism in Eukaryota, Metazoa, Platyhelminthes, Trematoda, Opisthorchiida, Opisthorchiidae. Bases 1 to 405 code for a protein of 134 amino acids.
AUGUGCUGUCUACCUCGUGCACCAAACAUUUCAGAUGUCUAUUUGAUCGAAACAAUCGAAAGCGUAGCCCCUCCUCCAGACGAGACUGAAUCACAUUCUCUUGGCCCUUCUGGAGGCAAAACGCCACCAUCGGAACAACCCAGUGAAAUCCCAGAGAAUGCCCUACAGUACAUCACAGUCAAACAACGUGUUCGACCGUCUUCGAAACCGCGACGCCUUAUCUAUACACUGCUGAAAACAACCCCUCUGGUCUGUUCUUCUUCACACGUUUGCCAACCAACUAAAGCCCCGGUGGUUUGGAAACACGAUAUUUUAUUUGUAUUCUCAGACUUCCUGACUUGUGAGUAUACGGAGAGCUCUCGAAAAGCUUCCGUGGGGAUGCCCACUCUCCCCAUUCAUUUCUGA